UUUGUGGCUAUCAGAUCGAUUACUCCAACGCGUGCUUCAAGUUAGAACAAUUUUUUUUGUGAAAAUGAUUUCUAAUUCAUCAUCGAAAAAUGAUAAAAGUAAGGUCGCAACCGAAAAGCCAAAGUGCGAUAAAGCCGAAACAACGUCGACAAAGAGCAAAGAACGUCCAUACAAACUGCGACACAUUCGGAGCUUCUCCCGCGAUUACCAGCAGAUGAGUCACAUUCCGCUGUACUGCUAUUUAUGCCGGUUACAGUGCAAAGAUGACAACCGUUUCGCCAAACACAUGACGAAACACGGGCGCAUAUUUGGUUUCAUUCGUCAGGUUGAUGACUACCUUCUGGAGGAAUCGAGUUUCACCGUGCGUUUGGACUACCGUCCCGAUUACGCCAGAACGUUGGUGUACGUGCGGAACGUGUCACCCCAUUCGGUGUUGCGACUUAGCCGGGCCUACAUCCACCUGGCAGACGGUCACAUGAAGAUGCUGAUUGAAAGCGAGAUGCGCCUUCCUUGGGGUACGGUUUCAAAGUUUUGCUUCGACAGUUGCCUGCUGUCGGAGCUGGAUAGAAGCUACGGACUGAUAUUGGUUGGACUGGCGGACUCAAAGACAGAAAUAUUGGAACUUUACCACCUGCAAGUGACCGUGUUGAGUCAUUUCGUGAAAGAGCAGCUAAUUUUGAAGAAACCAACGAUUCAUUGUCCGCUGUUGAAUCAGUAUCCGGUACCGAUGGAAAAAAAGAUCAUAUACGAGAGUUUUCAAUGGUUCAACAAAUAUGUCGCAACAAAUCACGAGCAGCUGUCUGCUGUGCGAAAUAUCGUGAAUCGGACUUCGUUCCCUGCUCCGUACAUAUUAUUUGGACCACCCGGUACUGAAAAAACUUCAACUAUCGUAGAGGCAGUUUUACAAAUUUAGAAACUACAACCCAAAGCCAACGUUCUCGUAUCGGCAGCUUCAAAUUUCGUCUGUGAUGAAUUCACCACGCGCCUGCUGGAAUUUAUUCCCGCCACCGAUGUGUUCCGUUUCGUAUCCUUCGUAUCGAUUUUGCUGAUAACGGAACAACACCAUCGUUCUCAAAGAGCAGU
This is a messenger RNA of Armigeres subalbatus, 1083 nucleotides long. RefSeq lists its product as uncharacterized. The record is from RefSeq and is a predicted model, not a curated record. NCBI's taxonomy places the organism in Eukaryota, Metazoa, Arthropoda, Insecta, Diptera, Culicidae. Bases 65 to 913 code for a protein of 282 amino acids. The transcript has 3 exons.